This is a messenger RNA of Colossoma macropomum (tambaqui), 4855 nucleotides long. RefSeq names its product armadillo repeat containing 5 (gene armc5). Gene Ontology annotation, biological process: anatomical structure morphogenesis. Gene Ontology annotation, molecular function: protein binding. Gene Ontology annotation, cellular component: cytosol. Lineage: Eukaryota; Metazoa; Chordata; Actinopteri; Characiformes; Serrasalmidae. The record is from RefSeq and is a predicted model, not a curated record.
GGCGGAGGGGGUUUCAGGAGCUGCAGGCUGACCAUGGCAGCACAGGCAGGGGGCGAAAGAAAACACCCAAAAGGUACAGCUGGCACUAAAGAGGCCUCCUCUGUUCCUCUGGAGUCCUCACUGUCAUGGUGCUUGGCCCAACUAACCAAGUCAAACUCCAGUAGUGGACUAACUGGGGCAGACAAUAAGCCCAUCAGUGGUAGAGAGACCAGCAGAGAGGCCGAUAAGAGGCUGAAAGCCGGGCAGUGGCGGGCACUGGUGGCCAUCCGGACCCAGCACGUUAAAGGCGGAAGGAGCAGGAUAGUGCACUACCAGGCUAAGGGGGGGCUGCCUCCCCUGUUGGAUAUCUUGCGCAGGCCUGAAAGCUCCAGGAAGGUCCUGGAUCUUGCCCUCAGCAUCCUGGCCAACUGCUGCACAGAGAAGGAAACUCGAGCAGAGGUGAGGAAACUGGAUGGCAUUUCUGUUGUGGUGGAGGUCCUGAAGAGACAUGCCUCAGAGGAGACGGUGGAGAAUCGGGCAGCUCGCGCUUUAGGAAAUCUCGCCAUGGAUCCUGAGGGCUCUGCGCAGGUUCACGCAGCAGGUGGUGUUCCUCCUCUCCUGCUCUGCCUGGCCCUGUCCAACCCUCCUUCUUGUACCUCACCUUCCUCACCUUCCUCCUCCUCCCCUUCCUCUCCCCUGCCCUCCCCCCGGCUGCUCUGCCUUCCUUUACCCAAACUGGAGCGCGCUCAGUCUGCCGCCCGCGCUCUGCUCUACCUGUCCGACACGCCGGCCAACCGCCUCUCGCUGUUGUCCCAGGGAGCCGUUCCGGCUCUGGCGCUCUUCAUCGCCCCGGAGUAUCCGCCGGGCCUGAGGCGGGCAUCGCUCCGUGCCCUCCACGAGCUCACCCGGGGCUGCGGCACCGAAUGUGCCCGAGAGGUGUCCAUGUCUGGGGCGCUGGCUCAGCUCGGGCUGCUGGCUUCAGGAGAAGAAGAAAAGCCUCUGGAGGAGCUGGCUUUAAAGACUUUGGCUAAUCUGUGCUCUCAAGGCUGCUUGCGCCCCCUGGUGGGCUCACUGGGUGUCAUUCAGAAGUUUGCGGAAGAAGUUAAAAAAGACCCCUUGAGGUCUGGUGUGUUUUUCAAGGCUUUAUGUCUCUGCUGUAAAGAGGCGGUGAACAGGGCUAAAGUGAAAGAGAGCGGUGGGCUGGAGGUGCUGAUUGGCUUCCUGGCCGCCCAUCCAAACCAUCCGCUCACGCGAUUGGCCGUUUUGGCGUGCGUGGACUUCGUCUACGACGAGUCAGCUCUGGAGCAGCUCCAGGACCUGGGCCUGGUGCCACUGCUGGUCGCCCGGCUGGUGGAACUUUCCAAAGGAGAAGAACUCAGUUUGGGCAAACUGGACGCCAGCUUGUCCUCCGGUUCCAACUCUGAGCUGAUGACGUCCUGUUUCGAUUCAUUUGACUUUCCAGCCCCUGAAGGGAGCAGAAGGGAGGAGAUGGGGAAGGAGCAAGGCCCCGGCUCCUCCAGCUUCCUCAGCCUCAGGUCCUGGCUGGUAUCUGAGGGUUUGAUCUCUUCCGAAGGGGAGCUGAUGGAAUCCCCCUGUGGGACGGAUGGAGAUUCAGUCACCUCUCAUCCGUCCUGCUCUCCCUCCUCAACAUCAUCUCUUACCCCUCUUUCCGAUGCACCCUCCCCAGCACCCUCUCUGCCGAAGCCCAUAUCUUCCCCCAGACCCAAACCCUGCCGCCUCUCUGCCUCAGCCUCUCCACAGAGUGCGCUGAAUAAAACCUCCCCCAAUUCUCCUCCCACUUUACUCCCCACCUGCACCUCCACCCCCCAGCCCAAGCCUCCGGCCGCCCCCAUCUCUCCACCGAAAGUCUCUUCUCCUCCCAGGAAGCGGCCCCGUACAUCCUCAUCCUCCUCUUCUUCCUCGUCCACCACCUCUUGCUCCAGCCUGCUCUCUUUGGAAGCCCCCCCAGUAAUGCCAAAGACCCCAGUCUAUCAGCACCCAUACCACCCUGAGCCUUGGGCCCCCGAAUCCCCCAUCCUGCUGCUGCUGUCCCGCUUCUCUCAUGCCACAGACCCCAGCGGAGUGCUCAUUAACGCCCCUGUUAUCUCCGGGCUGCUCUACUACCUCACCCACCACCACGACCCCAGCGGCCGCUGCCUCCGCAUGCUGGGCAGACUCAGCUGCAACCCGAACUGCCUGCAGGCUCUGAUCAGGACCGGGGCUGUGGCUCUAAUCAGACACAGGCUGUGCCUCCGAGAGGUGAAGAGAGAGAGGGACGGAAAGAGGAAUGAUAGACAGUCUGACCGAGUGAAGGCCAAAAUCAGACAGCUGGGUCAGGGGCUGCUGAGCAACGUUCGUGUUCAGAGUGAGACUGGAUUCGGCUCUGGAGUUCUCAGCCAUAUCGUCCUCUCAGGCUCAGAAUCCGACAAGCUGUACUGUGUCCUCUCUCUGCCUUUGCUAACCAGUAACCGAGUUCUUUUGAAGAAGCUGCUCUUGGAUAGUGGAGGCUUGACAUUCGCUCUUGAGCCUCUCUGCUGCAUGGACGGCGGCGACGAUGAAAGCGACCACUCCGAUAAAUGUAGAACAUUCCUCUCGGCGUGGAUGUGUCCACCCGAACAGGUGUCCGUCUCUAAACUACAUUCCCUGUACGUCUCCCUUCUGAUUGGCUGCCUCUCUAGUAUACUGGCGUAUUCCAAGGUGGAAUUGGAAAGAAGAAAGACGGCAGUGGAGGCACCACAGAGUCCGAUCAAAAAUCCUCUAAUUGUGGAGAAAGAGUCCAAUCGUUGUCCCCAGAAUUGGAGACCUGUCCCUUACGAAGCAUCAGCCCACAACCUCAGCUUUCUCCUGGAUGAUGGGACUCUGCUUACAGCCAAUCGAGAAGCGGUAGCUGGAGAUGAGAGCAUGGAAGAAGUUGGAUCUGAAUACUUCCGUGCUUUGCUGAGGGGCGGCUUUGGUGAAGCCAGUAAGUCUGAUUCUAUUCCCAUCAAAGACGUGAGCAGAGGGAUGCUGCUGCCUGUGCUUCAUUAUCUUCAUGGCUGCCGAAUGACCAGCGUGGGCCACGGCAUGGAUGAGGAGGCUGGACGUUGUCUUGUUUUGACCUCUUUGGUCUUUGGAGGUCUGAAAGGGCACAAGGCCUUUCAGAAAAGCCCCCUGGCUGAGGUGAUGGUAGGAGCCAGUAGGUUUUUGGUGCCUGGAUUACAGAAGGCAGCUGAGGACUCGUGUGUGUCCCUGCUUUCUUCUGCGGCUUCGUCUGUUCCAGGCCUUCCAUGUAAAACAAGUGACCUGGCUAAAAAGACCAAGCUUGGCCUGGGGUCUGUAUGCAGAGAGUCCAAGACCGCAGCAGACGGCCAGCCAUCAGAGCAAAGAGCGAAGUGUUCCAGACAACACUGUAAACUGCUGGAGGAGUCCAGUGUGGAUGAGGGCACUGAGUUCGGCUCUUUGCAGUCACUUCUUCCCCAGGCGUACUCUUUCUCUCAGCGCUUUUCCUACUCCAGGCUGAGCCGGGCCUGUCUGUUGACACUGCUGCAGCCUCAGGAGGCCCAAAACACCCCGCUGCCUCCAUCCCUGUCCGCCGAUUGCCUCCUCCGGCUCGCCAGGGAGGCGGACAGCACCGAGAGCCUGCGCCAGGACCUUCUCAAACUGGCCACAGCAGCGCUGAGUUAAUGCUGCUAAUGGAGUUAGAGGUAGUGAGCUUUUUUUGUUCAGCUCUCCAGUUCUUGAUCAUGUUUUUGACCAAUUCUUGAUUAUCAGCCUGGAAUAAGAAGUGGAAAGAGCAAAUAAAGACCAAGGCUGGCGUUAUGAUUGACUUUCCAUAUAUUUGUUCAACAAACAUGCCAACCGGAAAGCUUGCUUAUAAGAUUUCCAGACAGGAAUUUCCAUUUGAGCAUCCCAUCAUCCCGAAAUUAUAAAUGCAUUAUGAUUGACUUUCCAUGUGUUUGUACAACCAACACGCCAGUAAACAUGAUGAGAAAUCCGUUUAGCAUUGAUCGGCAUGACGUGUCAUAUUGGCUGUAAAAGACUUUUUAACGGUUUACUGCCAGCAAAAAGUGGAGGAACCGAUUCGGGAUUUAAAGACUGUCCUUAAAAAUCAAGUGUCAAUUUCAGAGUGUGCAGAACAAUGAGCGAGAGGUUUGGGGGCCAUUGAUGAAUGGAAAAGUCAACAGCUUUGAGAGGCCAAAUUCAGUUUAAACUGAGCUGAAUGCGUUGAAGACCCAAACAGUGGACUAAGAGUGACCUGUCAUUUUGGGACCGACGGGAACAGAAAUAUGUCAGUUUUACUUUUUAUUUGCAUUUUGGACCACUUUUUCAUGAAGUGCAGUGCAGAUAUGAAGUGGACUUAUUAGAUGUUAUGAUUAUUAUUAUUUUUUGGACCUUGGCUACUGUCAGUGCUCAUGUAUUGAUGUUUAUUUUUUGUAAAAUCGCCCGUCUGCACACUAACGUUCAUAGAUGAAUUUUGUCGUAUGGGCCUAAGGAAUGUGAUGUUGAUGCUGCAUUCAAAAAGCUACUUUAUUUACUCAGUGAUGCGUUGUAUCAUAAGAAUAUAUAUAUAUAUAUAUAUAUAUAUAUAUAUAUAUAUAUAUAUAUAUAUAUAUAUAUACUGAAGUAGUUUGUGACUUUGUACAGUGUAUAAUGUGCAUUAAGGAGAUAACAGGGAUAGAGUAAUGUUUGUUAUAUUUUUCAUUUCUUAAUUUUUCUAUAAAAAAGAAACAAAACAAAAAAUAGAAUGUAUUAAGUGUCAGAAAUAGAUUGGAAUCCGUUGGUUUAUUGUUAGGGUGCCAUCCUGUGACAGAGAGCUGUAUAUGCAAAAGUCUGUAAGGCCAAAAUUAAGGGACGCCCCCCCCCAUGAAACAUCUGAAUAAAAAGCCUCUGCACUGCA